Penicillium daleae is the source of this 261-nucleotide messenger RNA. RefSeq lists its product as uncharacterized. The transcript has a single exon. The coding region runs from base 1 to 261 and encodes 86 amino acids. The record is from RefSeq and is a predicted model, not a curated record. Lineage: Eukaryota; Fungi; Ascomycota; Eurotiomycetes; Eurotiales; Aspergillaceae.
AUGGGCGAUCGAGGCAUCCUCAAUGAGGGUGCCAAACCAGGGAAUUUUAUGGUGAACCAGGUUUCAGACCAUGUAUUUAAGCUCCUCAUGAUUGAUUUUGCACAAUGCAAGUUUCGCAAAGAUUUCAAGGACGAAGAAGAAUGGAGGGAGUGGCAGGCCUACCACGAUGAAGAGAGGGCAAUCGGACGUGUGAUGGAGAGAUAUCUAGAAGAAGGAUUUGUUUACCCAGCAGACUCCUUACAGCAAGAAGCUGAGUGCUGA